AUGGCGGACAUCGGUAGGAGAGAGUCACAGAGGAGCUCUGAGCUUAUCCGUCAAGGGAUUAGGCAGUGCCUAACUCUCGAAGCGGAAUGUAAGCAGUUGAAGGAAAGUCUUUCGGAGAGCAAAGGCUAUGUUCAGAAGCUGGAAGCUCGGAUGGAUGAAAUGACUGCGGAUCACGAAGGACUGCUGAAGAUUUUGGCCGAAAAAGAUGCACUAAUUGAAAGCUACAGUGCUCUUAUGUCGGAGACUCUGGAUAAGAGCUUGCAGCGUGAAAGACAGGAGCUGAAAGACGUCGAGGCCAAGGUGCUUUCGGCCAUGGAACAAAGUCUCAAUCUUGAGAUGAACAAGAUGGGUCUCGAGCAUCAAGGGUCAAGUGUCCCCAAAAGAAGCCCGCUUCGAGCCAAGAGACCUGGCCUGAUCCGACAAGGUGCUAUUGUGCCCUGUACCUCGACCUCAGAGCGAAGACGUCAGCGCAAUAGCCGAGAAGCUGUUCCAAGACUCUUGAGACAAGAUGCGCAGAUGUAUGAUCGUGAGGACGGCGAACAGUCGCCCGAGACCGGCAGUCUCUUGGACAUGGCACGCUAG
Molecule: messenger RNA, 582 nt
Organism: Fusarium subglutinans
Lineage: Eukaryota; Fungi; Ascomycota; Sordariomycetes; Hypocreales; Nectriaceae
Exons: 1
Coding region: 1-582 (193 amino acids)
Source: RefSeq, a predicted model, not a curated record